This is a messenger RNA of Cimex lectularius (bed bug), 3545 nucleotides long. RefSeq names its product H(+)/Cl(-) exchange transporter 5 (gene ClC-c). The record is from RefSeq and is a predicted model, not a curated record. Lineage: Eukaryota; Metazoa; Arthropoda; Insecta; Hemiptera; Cimicidae. Gene Ontology annotation, molecular function: voltage-gated chloride channel activity. Gene Ontology annotation, biological process: chloride transport; transmembrane transport. The transcript is spliced from 17 exons. Gene Ontology annotation, cellular component: Golgi apparatus; synaptic vesicle; membrane. Bases 301 to 2760 code for a protein of 819 amino acids.
GUAAAGAAAAAAUUACACGAGAAUAUGAAUAACCCGGGAAAAUCUGUCGACAGGUGAAAACUUUGAAUAUACAUAGGUGUUGGACGGGGUGAGUUGUGGUGCGAGCUGCUCCGUUUCUGUAAAUAUGGCGUGUCACGAUUGAGCUUUCGCCCCGUCUCACGGAUAAUCGGGGUUUUUUUCGGCGGACAACAAACCAAAAAGGAAAUUUGUACAAAAUGGGAAGGAGGAAAGUAUGGAGUAUUGUAAUGAAUUGAAACAUCAAUGGCGAGGUUAUUCUAAGCAUUGUUUACCCCAUGGAACAUGGAAAAGCAUCCACUUAAAGGCAAUGCGUCUAUUCCUCUGAACGUACCCACAAGUUAUCAAGCAGUUGGUGGUGAUAAGGUAUCUAACGGCAAAACCCAUACAACUUCCCUGAGUUCAGAUGAGGAUAUGAUCGAUAUUGCUACAUCUGGAACAAUGACUGAACGCAUUAUACAAGAAGAACUAAGGUCUGCGGCUCACUGUGGUGUCACAUUUGCCGGAAUGCAGGAUUCUGAUGAGAUACCUGGAAUUGGUCAAUAUGAUGAUUUUCACACUAUCGAUUGGCAAAGGGACAUUGCCAAAGAUCGUAUGCGACAUCGGUAUAUCAAGAAAAAGAAGCAAAAAUCAAUUUUAGACCUCGUCCGUGGGGCACACGAUGCCUGGUCGGGAUGGCUCUGUGUCCUCUUAGUAGGCCUCGUGACAGGUUGGGUGGCCGGAGUCAUCGACAUCGGUGCUUCAUGGAUGUCCGACCUUAAGUACGGCCUUUGCCCACAGGCCUUCUGGCUCAAUCAAGAACAGUGCUGUUGGUCGUCCACUGAAACUUCUAUUGAAGAUAAAGGAAAUUGUUCCCAAUGGGUCAUGUGGUCAGAGUUAAUCGCACAAAGGAGGGAAGGUGCAGGCGCUUAUAUCAUCUCCUACAUAUUUUACAUCGCCUGGGCUUUGAUGUUUGCAUCCUUGGCUGCAGGAUUGGUCAGGAUGUUUGCACCUUACGCUUGUGGUUCUGGUAUACCUGAGAUUAAAACUAUACUCAGUGGUUUCAUUAUUAGAAGCUAUCUUGGAAAAUGGACCCUUAUAAUAAAGUCAGUUGGCAUUAUGUUGGCCGUUUCCGCUGGCUUGAGCUUGGGCAAAGAAGGCCCAAUGGUCCACAUCGCAUGUUGUAUCGGAAACAUUUUUUCUUAUCUAUUUCCUAAGUACGGAAGAAACGAGGCGAAGAAAAGAGAGAUUCUUUCUGCUGCCGCCGCAGCGGGAGUGUCAGUCGCCUUUGGCGCACCAAUCGGAGGUGUACUUUUUAGUUUAGAGGAGGUCAGCUACUACUUCCCUCUUAAAACCCUUUGGAGAUCUUUUUUCUGCGCGUUGGUCGCCGCUUUUGUCCUUCGUUCCAUUAAUCCGUUUGGAAAUGAACAUUCUGUCUUGUUUUAUGUUGAAUACAACAAGCCAUGGAUAUUCUUUGAACUUGUUCCGUUUGUGGCACUCGGUAUCAUAGGGGGUGUGAUAGCUACAAUAUUCAUUAAAGCAAACAUAUGGUGGUGCCAUUAUCGUAAGACAUCACGCCUUGGACAAUAUCCUGUGACAGAAGUACUAGUUGUCACAGCUGUAACUGCUGUGAUAGCCUAUCCCAACCCUUUUACGAGAAUGAGUACGAGCCAGUUGAUUUAUCUUUUAUUUAGCCAGUGUGGAGCUUCUCCAGCUGAUGGGCUUUGUGAUUACACUGCUUCUGGGCAUAGUCCGACUGAAGGUGUUUUAGUCGGUGCUCCAGGUCCAGGAGUUUACAAAGCAGUUUGGCUCCUAGUCCUCGCCCUAAUAUUCAAACUUGUGACAACAGUUUUUACUUUUGGCAUGAAGGUUCCAUGUGGACUUUUUAUACCUUCCUUAUGUCUUGGUGGAAUUGUCGGAAGGAUUGUUGGCAUCGGGAUGCAGCAAUUGGCGUCAUCAUAUCCUCAUAUCUGGAUUUUCAGUGAUGAAUGUGCUGCAAGUGAUGAUUGUAUCACACCAGGUCUAUACGCGAUGGUGGGCGCAGCCGCAGUACUUGGCGGUGUAACAAGAAUGACAGUAUCACUUGUUGUAAUUAUGUUCGAGCUGACUGGUGGAGUCAGAUAUAUCGUACCGCUAAUGGCAGCGGCCAUGGCAAGCAAAUGGGUGGGGGACGCCCUAGGACGGCAAGGCAUUUAUGACGCACAUAUCAACUUAAACGGUUACCCCUUUUUGGACAGUAAAGAAGAAUUUGCUCAUACUUCUUUAGCUGAAGAUUUAAUGCAACCUAAGAGAAAUCUCCCUCUAAGCGUUUUAACACAAGAUUCUAUGACUAUCGAAGAUAUUGAAUCAUUGUUAAAAGAAACGGAGCACAAUGGUUUUCCUGUUGUGGUUUCCAGGGAAUCUCAAUAUUUGGUCGGAUUCGUGCUAAGAAGGGAUCUCAAUUUAGCUUUAGAGAGUGCCAGGAGAACUACUGACGGGGUACGAGGAGACUCUGUAGUGCUGUUUACUUCAACGCCGUCUCAGCCUUUGAACCCAGGUGGCCCUCCGACGCUCACUUUUGAAAAAAUUCUCGAUAUGGCACCGAUAACUAUUACAGAUCAAACCCCGAUGGAAACUGUAGUCGAUAUGUUCAGGAAACUCGGUCUACGGCAAACUUUAGUUACUCAUCAUGGACGACUUUUAGGAGUGAUAACCAAAAAGGAUGUUUUGAGAUAUAUAAAACAAAUUUUAGACGACGAAGAUCCCAAUUCAGUGUUAUUUAACUAAUGCCGAGACAAAAUUGUUGUGUUCCUGAAUGAAAUUGUUAUAUAUCAGUAUAUAUAUUUGUAACUUUCAGUCUAGAUUAUACCCUUAAUGGAAUUAUAUUUUAUUACUCAUUCAAUUAAGAAGUCUCUUAGCCAAGCUUUUUUAUUAAGUCAUUAUUCUAUAUCUUAUAUAAUAUGCAUCGUAUUUUAUGUCUAUUUAUUUUAAAAUUGAAUCUUUUAGAAUUAAUUUGAGAAAAGUAUAAAAUUGAAUUAGCUUAUAUGUGUACAUUUAAUAUUGUUAAAUUACGUGGUAUGAUGUGACAGAGAAUAUAUUUUUGUUAUUUUUUAUUUUUGGGGCUCUCGAGAGAAAGAAUAGGGAAUCACAUUAUUUUAUAUACUUUGGUGGUAUUUUUAUUUUUAUACUGUAUUAGGAAUGUUAAUGCGUUAUAAAUUUAAUUAAUACAUAUUUAAUUUUGUGCAGGAAGGCUUUUCAAACGAUUCCAAAGAGCUCUAUUUUUAUGCUUUUUGUUUGUGUCAUCUUAGCGCUAAAACGCAAACGUUUAAAAACAAGCGAAUCGAUUAUUUCAGAAAUGUAAACAAAAAUAGAAAAUUGGUAUGUUAAGAAUAGAAAAGAAUGUGAUCUAAUAUUAAGUUAUUGUUUAUUAGUUAUAAUUUUUUUUUUUAAUUGCGUUGUUUCAUAAUGUACAUAUACGAUGUGUUAUAUUUGAAAAGAUUUUUUAUUUUUUAAUUGUUGUAAAAUUGGUCGCCAAGGUAGAUAAGAAUGAAAAAUGACAGUCUGAUAAUGCA